This is a messenger RNA of Globicephala melas (long-finned pilot whale), 7233 nucleotides long. Its product is annotated as alpha-ketoglutarate-dependent dioxygenase alkB homolog 3. NCBI's taxonomy places the organism in Eukaryota, Metazoa, Chordata, Mammalia, Artiodactyla, Delphinidae. Gene Ontology annotation, cellular component: nucleus. Gene Ontology annotation, biological process: amino acid metabolic process; DNA repair; DNA alkylation repair. The record is from RefSeq and is a predicted model, not a curated record. Gene Ontology annotation, molecular function: dioxygenase activity; transaminase activity; pyridoxal phosphate binding.
AAAACAGGGACGGAGGUAAAUGCAGGGUGGCUUGUUCGGGAGCCGCGGCUGUGGAGUGAGAGGGGGCUUUAGGCCAAACGUUGCCGGGCUUUACCUGGGCCCCUGGAGCCCCAGUGGGGUGGGGCAACGAUGGACUUAGGGGGCUUCUGGAUCCCUGAAAGUGAAAGCCAAGCUUUGAGGGGAUAUGCACCCUUCCAGCAAAAGCCUCAGGGAGGGAUAGUUAAGAGGGCAGUGGGGCCUGGGGUUCAAGCCUCCCUUUCCCAUCCUAUUUGUGUGAGCUGGUGUGAUUCACCUCCUGCUUUUGAGCCUCUGUUUUCUCAUCUGUAAAGUGAGGCUAAUGGUGGUACCCUCCUAAUAGAGUCACUCUGAGGAUUAAAUUACGUGGUGCACACAAAGAAGCCAGACCAGAGCCCGGCUCAAGGCAGCACCCAAUCAGUGUGAGUUGUUGUUGAUAAUGUUGCGGUUUCGGAGGGACUGUGACCCCCAAAAUAGCUUACACUGUUCAUACUCAUUCUGGGUAUGUAGGGGGCUGCAUUAAAUUCAACAGACUAUUAUUAUGUCCUCAUUCACCCCAUCUGAAAGUUGGGGAUAACACCUCUAGGAUUAAAGGAAAAUGAAGCUGCCUGUGGUUGGGGGUUCCAGGCAGUGCUAGGCUCACUCAUGAGGUGAGUGCACCCGGUUGAAAGUGCUGGUCUAGUGUUCACUAGCAAAGUCUGGUCAGCAUAUAUAUGCAACAUGGCUGUAGCUGCCUCCCCAUAAAACUGUAUUUACCAAAAGAUGAAUUGGGGCCCUAGCCUAUAACUAUACUCAAUUCUCUUGAAGAACACCUGUUAAUUCUUUUGCGUCUUCCAGGUAGGCAGUAGGAAUCUGUAGAUAGCAAUCAUCCAGAUUCCCUAUUUUUAACUCUAAUUUCUUUCCUUGCUCAAUACUUCUGGCCGAGACCUCUGGUACAAUGUUAGAUAUUUCACAGUGAUCACGGGCAGCCUUAGCUCUUGUUCAUGAAUUCAAACCCUUCAGUUUCUAGAUUGAGUAGGAGGCUGGCUUUUUGGCGGAGAGAUGUCUUAGUUAAAGAGGUAGCCAUUCAUGGCAUCAAGUUGUCUAACUCAAGAAUGGGUAUCUAAUUCUGUCAGGUGUCUCCAUAGCAUCUAUAGAUCAAGUGACUUUUAUCCCCUUAGGAUCUAUUAAUGAAGAGUUACUAUAAAUCAUAGAAUUGAGCUGUCCUUCCAUUCUCAGUAUGACCCCACGUGGUUAUUUUGUUAUGCUGAUGGAUUCUGCUUGUUAGGCGCUAUUUGUCUUCUAAGUAUUAAUAACCUAAUCAUAGGUGAGAUUUGUCCAUAGUUCUUCAUAUAAACAUCAUCAAAUCUACAUAUCACUGUUUAUUUGAUUAUGAAAUGUGGAUGAUUUUCCUUUCUUCUAGAACAGUUUAAUAGCACUGGAAUAAUAUUCUCCUUUAAGUACAUGGUAGAAUUUCCUUAUGAGACCCUCUGGGCCAGAUACUUUUUUUUUUUUUUUUUUUUUUUUGCAAUACGCGGGCCUUUCACUGUUGCGGCCUCUCCCGCAGAAGAGCACAGCCUCCGGACGUGCAGGCUCAGGGGCCAUGGCUCACGGGCCCAGCCGCUCUGUGGCAUGUGGGAUCUUCCCGGACCGGGGCACGAACCUGUGUCCUCUGCAUCGGCAGGCGGACUCCCAACCACAGUGCCACCGGGGAAGCCGAAACACCAUAUUCUUAAUCUUACCAUUUUAUCCAGUCUGAUGGUCUUUUAACUGGUCUUUGGUCAUUAAUUUAAUGUAAUCAUGGAUAUGGUUGUACUUAAGUCAAUUAUCUUGCUAUUUGUCUUCUCUUUGUGCCCUAUGCUCUUUGUUAAUUCUUUCCUUCCCGCAUGCCUUUUGAAUUAAUCAGGCAUUAUGUGGUAUCCCAUUUAUUCUUAAUUAUACCUUUUGACUUUUUUUAAAAAGUGUUUGCUCUAGAGAUUACAAUAUAUAUCCAUUGCCCUCAGUGAGAAGUUCACAGUCCUUAACAGGGUUUAUUAAGAUUCAUGACCUGAUCCCCGAUCGUAUCUCCAACCUUUCUCCUGAACCCUGCAAGCUCCGGGGGUCGGUAUUAGGCUUGUUGCAGUUCAUUAAUGUUCCACACGGACUCUAACCUUCAAGGCUCUAUCAAAGGCUUUCUUCUGCUUCCAACAUCCCACACUCCAGCUAGCUAACUAGGACUCGAGCAUCACUUCCUAAGUGUUUAGGGUGAAUGAAUGUGUGUGUAAGGCUUCCUGUAUGGGGCCAAUGCAUGUGUGUGUGUGUCAGGGAAGGGGGCAGUGGUGUUAAAUCUCCCUGCCGCAUGCUUCCCAGGCACCCAGUAAUCUUUCUUAUUAGUUAGCACAUUUGUAUGUCUGCCUUCCCAGUCAACCAUGCAGGCCCGCUGUUUGUUUUGCCAUCACUGUAUCCCAGCACUUUGCAGAGAUCUUGCACGACACAGGCAUUCAAUAAGACUACUUACCUGAAUUAAACAGAAUGAUAUGACUUAAAUGGAGAGAACUGGCUUAUUUUACAUAGAGGAACAAAAAGUCUUGAGAGCUGCUCAAGGUCACAAUGUUAGUGGCAAGGCCAAAGCAAAGACAAGAAGUGGAGUGAUCCGGAGACAGCCAAGUCUUCCCAGCCAGAUCUGUACUGAUGGAUCCUGCUCAUUGCUUUUCAUGGAGAAAAGGAAACUUUUCCUACUCAAAGGCUCGGGGCGGGCGUGGGACCUUGGUGGUCUAACUCAAAGUCCCGGAAUGUGCAGGGUCCCAGGCAGAGUUCACCAGAUGUUCUGUAGAACGAAAAGAGGAGAAAUUACAAACUCAGGUCAAAAGCUUUCAUAGGGGAAGGAUGUUUUCAGGAUGCCCUUAAUCGGAAUUAAUGUAAGUCCGGAAAGCCUUUUCCAUGGGCCGCAACCAGGCAUACAUUUGUCCAGUAACCUCGGUGACUCUGCCUGUAAAUGGGGACACUAAGGCCGGGAGGCAGAGGGAGGGGCCCCCGUGUGCCAGGGGCGGGGAGACCGGGGCGGGAAGGCCGCCAGGGCGCUGAGGCCGCAGAGAGCGGAGGUGGCAGCGGGCGGCCCGUCCCUUCCAGGCGGAGCUCUGGCCCUGGGCCCCCUCCCCUUCCGCGGCUUCCCCUCCCCGCCCCACAGUGCUGCAGCAUGUGCGCUCCCUGAGCGCAGGCCACACCCGGGAGUCCUGCGGCCUCGGGCGCGAGUUGACGAACUGUGCCCGGAACCUUCUGGGAAGCCCGACCCGGCGUGGACGGUCCCGAGUGCGAGUGCCUGGGCCCGGGUGCCCUGCGCACAGCGGCGGAGAGCGAGUCCGGGCGAGGAUUCGGACACAGACUGCGCGUGCCUGAGUGCCGGCGGCGGCUCCUCCAGCUCCGCAAAUGUUCACACUCCCUCAGAAGGACUCCGGGACACCUACCACCUCUCCGGGUUCAGUCUCCACACAGGGCCUGCACAGUAACCAUGGGGAUGGUCUGGAAAGAGAAUGCUCCGGAAAACCAGACCAGAAGCCGCUAAAGCUCUAUGGAGUGGGUGAUCCCACCGCCAUGUUCUCCUCCGACAGCACCUACCUGUCCUCUAGAGGAAGCAUCAUUAAAUGGUUCUGGGAUUCAGCAGAGGAGGGCUACAGGACCUACCACAUGGAUGAGUAUGAUGAGGAUGAGAACCCCAGUGGCAUCAUUAACUUGGGCACCAGUGAGAACAAACUCUGCUUUGACCUGCUGUCCAGGCGGCUGAGUCAGAGCGACAUGCUGCGGGUGGAGCCGUCCCUGCUGCAGUACCCUGACUGGAGGGGACAUCUGUUCCUCCGGGAGGAAGUGGCCAGGUUCCUGUCUUUCUACUGCAGGAGCCCCGCACCCCUUAAACCAGAGAACGUCGUGGUUCUGAAUGGCUGUGCCUCUCUCUUCUCCGCUCUGGCCACAGUGCUGUGUGAGGUGGGGGAGGCUUUCCUGAUCCCUGCCCCUUACUACGGAGCCAUCACGCAGCAUGUGUAUCUCUAUGGCAACGUCCGACUGGUCUGUGUCUAUCUGGACAGUGAGGUCACUGGGCUGGAGACACGCCCCUUCCAGCUCACAGUGGAGAAGCUCGAGAUGGCACUGGAAGGAGCUAAUUCUGAGGGUGUGAAGGUCAAAGGCCUCAUCCUCAUCAACCCCCAGAACCCUCUGGGUGAUGUCUAUUCCCCAGGAGAGCUGCAGGAGUACCUGAAGUUCGCCAAGAGGCAUGAGCUGCACGUGAUGGUGGAUGAGGUCUACAUGCUGUCUGUGUUUGAGGAGUCGGUUGGGUACCACAGUGUCCUGAGCCUGGAAAGGCUGCCUGACCCCCAGAGGACCCACGUGAUGUGGGCGACCAGCAAGGACUUCGGGAUGUCUGGGCUCCGCUUUGGCACGCUGUACACAGAAAACCAGGACGUGGCCACUGCGGUAUCCUCCCUCUGCCGCUAUCACGGCCUCAGUGGCUUGGUCCAGUAUCAGAUGGCACAGCUGCUCCGGGACCGUGACUGGAUCAACCAAGUGUACCUGCCGGAAAACCACGCCCGGCUCAAGGCUGCUCACACCUAUGUCUCGGAAGAGCUCCGGGCCCUGGGGAUCCCCUUCGUGAGCCGUGGGGCCGGCUUCUUCAUCUGGGUUGACUUGAGGAAGUACCUGCCCGCGGCCACCUUUGAGGAGGAGAUGCUGCUCUGGCGCCGCCUUUUGGAUAACAAGGUGCUGCUGUCCUUUGGCCAAGCCUUCGGGUGCAAAGAGCCUGGCUGGUUCCGCUUGGUUUUCUCUGACAAGACCCACCGGCUUCGCCUGGGGAUGCAGAGGGUCCGGCGGGUGCUUGAGGGCAAAUCCCAGGUGGCAGAAGACGCCCCUUCCUGCUAGACCUAGGAGCCGAGCGGUCCGCACAGGAUACGUUGAUGCCAGGAUUUGCUGUACUGGGAUGCCUGCCACUUUUCCGGAGGUCAGAACAGAAUGGCCACGUUGACGGCCCUACACAUCCUCUCCAGAGACCUCUGUUGUGAUGCUGCCACUGUUGUUGAGGGUCCCCUGUGAAGGACCCACGUGAUGAAUUCCAUUUAGAAUUUUCAGAAGGAUGACUCCUAGCUCUCCCUUAGAGGGAAUCCAAGCAGGUUUCCUAGCAGAGGCUGACUAAACUAGGAAUCUGGAUCUGAACUGAGCUCAUUGGUUUGAGUAGAGCUGGCUUGUGCUCUGCUGAAUGGCUGUGUUCCAUAUGUCUCCCUUUCUGGAGCAUGGACUGGACAUAUCCUACACCCACCUCACAUCUUCUCUGAUCACCUUUCUGCUCUGCCAGUUACUACAGCCAUCAGAUUUUGUGUUCUCUCCUUCUCUUUUCCUCUGUGUGGCUUCAUUUUCAGACAUGCUCCAUUCAGAUGGUGGCAAGAUGGCUUCCAGGCAGCUCCAGGUUACAUGGUCCUUGUAGCAGACACCUACAGGGUAUUAGCAAGAUAGACACCCUUUCUUCCUCAGCAUUCAUUUCUCUCCUGCCAUAGGAGGCCAGCAGGCCUUACCUCAAUCAUCUGCCCAUCCAGGGGAACCCAGGUUCUACUCAUCUGUCCACUCUGCCAUCCUUAGUGGGUUGGCUUUUCCCCUUCAAGCUUAUUUCCUCAUUGUCUCAAUAUGGCUACAGAAGCUCCAAACAUCACCUCCUCACCAACCACUUCCAGACACAGAAAAGAGAGUAUGUUUUUCUGUUGCCUCCUUUUCAUUUUAUUUCAUUCAUUUAAAAAAUAUUUGUUUAAGCCUCAGAUUUGUAGGAGUUCUUUGUAUGUCUGGAAAUGAGUAUUUAUUUUGCCAGAUACUCUUCAUUUAUUAACAUUCACUUUAUCAUUUUCUUUAUUCUCCUCCUGAACAUGGAAAUGACCUUAGAACACUUAACUCUCGCUCCUUUAUUUUCAUCUCCUGCCAUAUUGUUGACUAGUAUUUUAGUUAAUGCCUCUUUGUUGUUGUUGUUUUUUUCUUCCUCUGGAAAUUGUGCUUUGAAAAGUCAUGACAACCCCAGUUUGGUCGAAGACCUGGUCAAAUAGAACCUCCAGUUCUGAUGUGAACAUUUCUAACAACAUUUCUAAGGCUUCAAGACUCUCAACAGGAUAUUUAAUGUUUGACACCAUGUUUUCUCAGACUCCAUCACCCUAAGUCAAAAUUUAGGGCAUUGUUUUCCCAUAAAGAGUCUGAAAAAGAGUUCAAAAGAAACUGAGAAUAGUAGUUGCCUAUGGGGUAGGGAAACUGGGAGGAUGGGAAACAAGGACAGGAGUGAGAAUUUUUACUCUUUCUUUCACUUGUUUGGUUCUCCUGGGUUUGUUUUAAUGCUUUUUGUUUUUAAAACCACAUGAAAGCUGUAUACAGUAAAAAAAGAAAUAAACUUAAAAAUUCUAUUUAGGGAAAGUACCUAGGAGAGUUACAGAUACCAUCUAGGUCUAGUACUGGUCUCAUGUCUUUUGAGCUUCUGCUAAAACACUGCAUUCAAUUAAUUUUUAAAAACUGAAGUAAAGUUUACCUACAGUGAAUUGGGCAGAUCUUAACUGUAAGAUUCAAUGUCCUUGACAUAUAUAUAUAUAUACAUCUGUGUAACUAAUAUCCUAUCACCGUCAUGAUGUGGAACAGUUCUAUUACUGCAGAAAGUUCCUUCAAGCUCUUAUGUAAGUCUCCCAAUCUCCUACGGCAGCCACCACUCUGAUUUCUAGCUCCAUGCAUAAAGUUUCCCAAAGGGAUCAUAUAGCUGUUCACUUUUGUGUCUGGGUUAUUUUGCUCAGCUUCAUGUUUUAGGGUUCAUUUACAUUUACAUGUAUCAGUACUACAUUCUUUUCUCUCUAUGUGGUAAUAUCCCCUUUUCACUCCUAAUAGUGGUAACUUUUGCUCUCUCUACUUUUGUUUUGUCAUGAACAGUCUUGUACUGGUUUUAUCAAUUUUACUAGUUUUUCACAAUGAACUAUUACUUUUGUUAAUUCUAUUGUAUUUUUGUUUUCUAAUUUGUUAAUUUCUUUUCUUUAGGUGUUUAUAUGAGUACAUGGGACCUAUAAUUUUUGUAUAAAGGGAAAAUCAUUAUUUUUUGCUCCUUUCUUCUGCCAUUACUUUUCCCCCAUCACCUGCCAAAGCUACUGUUAUUCCCUAAUUUAAAGAAAAAGUACAAAAUAUGUGCAUCAUACUGUACAUACAUUUUAUCUCAUAAGAAAAAAGGAACUGCAAAAUACUGAUCUCUAGUUAAUGAUAUGCAUUCAA